AGAGCCCUUUCUGAGCCUGCUUCAGAUCCUCUCUCUCCCUCUCUCUCUGCCCCACCCCUGAUCAUGUGCGUGUGAGAGUGUGCUCUCUCUCUUAAAAUAAACGUGUAAAAAAAGAUACUCAGUAAGUUAAAUGUAUGAUUAUGGCAAACAAAUGCCAUAUGUCAGGCGUUGAAUGCUUAUCUAUUAUAACUUCAGAACCUUCUUUCUUUAACUUAUGCCAUACACAGAACCUAACAGGAAGUAUUUCUAAAUGAAAUUGCCCAAGAAAGCUCUUCCUCAACUCUAUUUCAGUCCUAAAUUGGCUAACAAUACAAGUUAUUAAUUAAUCUUAGAUACUGGCUAGGGUGUGGUUCUGACAAAAGGAACUGAAAGCCUUUGAAAAGUCUCCUGAGUUCUGUAUGAGCCAUCCGGAGGAGUCCCACAUUUCUGAGCAGCGAGUUUUGAAGGAAAUUGGUAGGGCAGGCUCUCGGAUUACGUCCCCUUAGGAAACUUUACAAGAGGUGGACACACCUGGCUUACCAGUAUUUCUGACUUACUGCUGAGCUGAAAACUGCUUGUUUUGUGGAGAAGCAAAACUCUGCAGCAACCAUCUAAAAUGAAGAGCCCCCGAACUUUUGAGGAGCAAACGCAAUGCAUUGUGGACUCUUUACUCACAGACUUCUUGAGCCCCACAGUGCAGGUUGCUAACCGGGACCUACGUUGCGCAGAUGAAACAGAUUCAGGAGAGUCGAGCUCUUUUGACGUGGCCAUCAUUGCUGGUCGCCUUCGGAUGUUGGGUGACCAGUUCAAUGGAGAAAUGGAAGAUUCUGUCAAAAACAUCAUUUCAGAAACCAUUCAGGGACAGGCAGGAACUAUACUGCAGGACACAGUAAAAUCUCUCAGCCAGGCCUGGUGUGCUCAGGAUUCCAGCUUAGUUUAUGAGAGAGCCUUUCUGGCAGUGUCCGUGAAGCUUCUUGAAUGCGUGGCCCGCAUGGCUCCUGGAAUAGCAAGACAGGUGGCUAUCCCCAUAGUAAACCUGAUCAAUAGGAACAGUGCCGUCCGGGAGUUUGUCCAGGGCCAGGGAGGUUGGGUAAGUAUGUUGGGGCCCUGGCUCUGAUAGGCAUUUGCAUUGUUUUUGUACUCAUACCUGGGACUCCCAAUUCCUGAUUCUUUGUAAGUUGGAAACCAGGUAGAAAAACAGAUUUCCCUACUUUGCUGAAAAGAGCAGUAAAAAAGGGAACAGUCAGAAGCUCGGGACUAUGGGUGUUGGACUCCAGAGACACUUUGCCUAAAAUGUUGACUACUAACUCUACAGAGCUAAAUCCCACUUUCUAUAUAUAACUGCCUAGCAAGUGUACUGGUGAUAGAAUGCUAAUCUCAGCCUGGCUUCACUCUGCUCCCUGGUGAAUUUCUGGGUCUCCUCUCCCUAACAUCUUUGGAUGUAUGUUGAAGAAAUUCAGAACCAUCCCCCUAUUGUCUAACAAAAACGAUGUCUAGAGGAGGCAUUCUAAGGUCAUGUCUUAGGAAUCAUUAGACCAUCUGCUCUCAUAGAGCACUCCUCUUCAUUUCCAGCAUCAGCAGAAGCCUUAGUGAGAGCCGCAUUUCUUGAAGGUAUCUGCAGAUUAUUCGUGGUUUCUUUGGGAAGCUCCUGAAAACCAUCCCUUUGACUGUAGGCUAUCCACUGUUCUUCCUAGGAGAAUCUGGAGAGCUGAAGAAGAGGUGGGAGCUGUUUGCCAGCCUGAACAUCACUGCCCCUGUGACUGCUCAGGUGAUUGAUUUCUGGCAGUUAAAGCAGACAACCAAAUCCAAAACUGCUUUCUUUUGAACAGAACCGAAUUUAGCUGAAUAAUUUCUUUUCUACUGAUUGCUACAGUUGGGAGAAGCCCUUGGAGGUCUACAGAGAUUUUGUGCUUUGUGUUUUUAUGUGAGUUUUAAUGAGGUACCAUUUAAGCAAAGACCUCUAGACACAAAGUAACGACUUGUUAGGAGCGGAAUUGGAAGCAUCAGAGCCGGGCUUGGCUGGAGAUCUUUUGGGAAAGGGAGCACACAGUAAACUUCCUUCAGAUUUCCUCUUGUCCUUUGGGAAGGAUCUUGUCUGCUCAUUUUGCAAUCUAAAGCACUUCAGGGAGAUUUCAAUUCUUUAAGUUGAGAAUUUCUUUUGAAUUCAUAACCUGAGUCUUGUGUUAAUUUCACCAAAGCAGAAUUAUUUUAUGCAUUUUUCGGUUGAAAGCAAAAAAUAGCAGUUUCUGCAUCUGCCCUCCUACCAGAAAGGCCGACAAAAGAUAAAACAGUGAGUGCAUUUUUACUGCCACAGGAUGCAGGAAGUGCUGGCCCACAUCUAGGACAGAGGGGCCAUCCCAGCUUAGAUGAAACUAGCUGCUUACCACAGUGUUUUUCAAACCAAAAAGGGGCCUACAUACCACUUGUGGACCUUAUAAAUUGCUGAUUUCCAGGCCCCAUCCCUAGAGAUUCUGAUUCUGUAGGGGUGGGCUGGGACCUAGGAUGCUACCAGUUCCACAGGGGAUUCUUACGUACAUACAGAAUUGAGACCCAUCAUUUUAGAGCAAGGAUUGGCCAUAUCCUGCCUGCUCCUUUUUCUGUAAAUCCUUUUAUUGGAUUGCAGCUACACUCACUUGUUUACAUAUUGUCUAUGACUGUUUUAGUACCACAGCGUCAGAGUUGAGAAGUGACAGCAGAUACCAUAUGGCCUGUAAAAUAUAUUUACUAUCUGGCUCUUGACAGAAAAGUGUGUAGACCCUUGCUUUGAAGCUAAAUGAACAUCUCUCCUUGAAUAAUUUAAAUUCUGUGGCAAUCCUGAUAAUUCCCGCCAAACACAAUUGUACAUAGGAUUACUCUGUUUUUUUAGAUUUUCGAGUGUUCUGUUGGUUCUGGCAUAGUCCACACUUUCUUGAGAACUUUAGCAAAUCAGAAAGCUCUGUGACUCCUGAGUAGUCAGUCAGUAGAGGGAAUAUAUUUUCCCUGGCCCUACCAUAAGUGAUUGGAAGUGAUUGGAAAUGAGGCAUACAGUAUCCAUGUUAUGAAUAUCUUGAAAUAGUCCUUAAUAAUCUCAUAGAUUCAUAGGCAAGCAUCAAGACUCCUUAAGUCCCAAAACCAGACUACUUACCUGACUGUCAAGAAGAAAAGCAUUGCUAUAUCUAUUUUGUUUUUUGGGUUUUUUUUGUUUUUUUUUGUGUUUUUUUUUGCUAUAUCUAUUUUGAAGAGAGGCAUUAAUGGUUUGGUUACAGUUUGGCUAAAGUAUAACCACAUCCUCUCCUUUCAGCCAGCCAGCUAUCUGUUUCCCCUCAAUGCAUAGAAUUAAAGAUGUAGCACUGGGACUAUAUCUUGACUUUUUCAAGUUGUGUGAUUUCCUCAAUUCUUGGAGAAAUCACAGUAGGUUUGUAAUCCCAAAUGAGAUUUCAUGUUUCUUUUAAGUAGCAAUUAGCUUUUUUUUUGCUACCAAUUGAAGACACUUGAUGUACUUCUUUGUCCCUUACAUUACUGUAAAUUCAACAGGGUGGGUUUUGUGGUAUUUUACUUCUUAGGUGAAAUCACUAUUUUCACAUUGACCAAUGCUGUUUUGUUCAUGAAAUAAAAUUGUGUCUAUGUAUUUGAACUAA
Molecule: messenger RNA, 3596 nt
Organism: Prionailurus viverrinus (fishing cat)
Lineage: Eukaryota; Metazoa; Chordata; Mammalia; Carnivora; Felidae
Gene: BCL2L15
Product: BCL2 like 15
Exons: 3
Coding region: 596-1096 (166 amino acids)
Biological process (GO): regulation of apoptotic process
Cellular component (GO): cytosol; nucleus
Source: RefSeq, a predicted model, not a curated record